GGUAUCUUGGUUAGAGCAUUUGUUGAACAAAAUCUGUGUGGAAGGCUGAUGUUGCUUUUCAGGUUAGUUCUUCUCCUUUAAAGUGAAGUAUAAUUAUGCAUGCUUGUGGUCUACGGUUCUGCUUCUUCUUUGUCUCUCUCUUUUUCUUCUUCUUUUUUUUUUUUAUAUCUUUUUUGAAGUUUGAUGUGAUCUAAUAAAUUGAGGUGAGCGUGAUAGGAAUCCUACCCACACUGUACUUGAAAGUGUGUUGACAUUUGUGGAGAACUUUCUUACUAGAGGAAAUGCAGAUCAAAAACAGGUUCUCCUUGACAACCAAGUUUUGCAUCAUCUGAGACUUGUAACUGAUAAUCCUGAGUGGGACAAUGAAUACCUCCUGACUGGACAAGAUAGGGCAGCUGAAGCUUUGGGUAAUUUUGCUCGUCAUUCAAUAAGUUGGAGGGACCUUGUUGUUAAUAAUGGUGCAGACCUGAUCCCUUUAUUUGAAGUUCUACGUUGCCUCCUCACGAAUGCAGUGAACCUGGAGCAAGAAAGCAUGAGAGUUGCUAGAACAAUAGGAUACUUGUGUUUUGGUACUCCAUCCCCACCAUUUGAUAAGCUGAGACCAUCAAUACCGAUCCUCCGGUUUCUUAUUAAUCAAGUGGAGCCUGAUAUAGGAGAAAGAGCACAUCCUGCUAUUAAGCAUGCGUGCUUGAUUAUUGCAUCUCUGGCACGCGGUGGACUUGACCCUAUAAAUGCGCUGAUUGAAGGAAAUAUGUGCCCAAUGCUGGUGAUGCUUUUGGCACAUCCUAACAGUGAGGUGGUGGCAAGUGUGUUGAAGGUUGUUGAGAGCUUCCUUAAGUACGGAACUGCGGAUCAAAUUCAGGUUCUACAUGACAACCAAGUUCUUCAACGUAUUUUAGAAAUUCUGAUCAACCAUAACCACCUACCUCCUUUAGAAGUGAGGAGUGCUUGUCGUGUCAUUGCAAAUAUAGCGACUUACCAGCCAAUUCAAAUCCAGAGCAUGGUUGAUGCAGCUAUCUACCCGUCCAUUAUUCAAAUAUCAAUUAAUCAAGAGGUUGGUGAGACCAAAUACGAGGCUACGUAUGCCAUAUCAGCUGCUGCCAAGAGAGGAUCUCACGAGCAGAUUAGAUAUUUGGUCGAUCAAGGUGCAAUUGAAGCAAUUUCUGGGGGUCUUUUGAGUGGAGGUUAUGGUAGAAGAGCUUCGUGUUUCCAAGGGCUACACAAUAUUCUAAGGGUCGGAGAGGCUCAUAAAGUAGACGGUGUGAAUGUCUACAAACAAAUGGUCAUCGAGAGCGGGGGGCUUGCUAGGAUCAAGAGUCAAAGGGAUGACGCUGAUGUUGGAGAGAUGGCAAGAAGACUGUUGACCUCCUAUUGGACUGGGGAAAGUAUGAUUUGAGUUAAUUUGCAAAAAAAGAUUUGCCUUUUUGUUAAUGCUGCCAAUGUUUUGGAGAGUACUUGAAAACUUACUACUUUCGUAUGUCAGUGGCAUGAGUCACAAGAUACUGAUUUUUUGUGUUGGCGUAGUUUUGGUUUAUGUUAAAGAGUGAUGCUAAACAAUUGCUCAUUGUUUGUAUUGAAUAUUGUUCUGUGUUUGACAGAUUGUUAUUACUU
Capsicum annuum is the source of this 1611-nucleotide messenger RNA. Its product is annotated as importin subunit alpha-4-like. Gene Ontology annotation, biological process: NLS-bearing protein import into nucleus. Bases 533 to 1396 code for a protein of 287 amino acids. The record is from RefSeq and is a predicted model, not a curated record. Gene Ontology annotation, molecular function: nuclear import signal receptor activity. Gene Ontology annotation, cellular component: nucleus. NCBI's taxonomy places the organism in Eukaryota, Viridiplantae, Streptophyta, Magnoliopsida, Solanales, Solanaceae. The transcript is spliced from 7 exons.